AUGGCAAGCAAUGGCCUGCGCACCCAAUACCCCUACGCGGGGGACGCCCUCAGUCCUCGGCCGCUAUAUGACUUCCCUUCGCCCUCUUCAAACUACCCGUCUAGCCUAGGGGCACCGUCACCCAGCUUCUUUCCCAUGGCCUACCAAAUCUCCCCGCGAUUCGGCGCCAGCGCCUUCAUUCCACCGCCCAAUGUCUUUGAUUCUGGCCGCAGAGACACGGUGCGCGAGAACGGCGGCUACACCCCACAAGAAAUGCGAAAACGAAGCUCCGACGCGCUGCAUACAGAUCCCGUGGCUAUGCACCUGCUGGUGGAGACGGCCAUAGCAGACAGCCAGUACUUUGACAUUCUGACCGUGGAAGAAGUGGAUGCGCUAAAGCAGGAGCAGAAGACGCUCGAUGCGCGACUGGGCACCGUGAGGAAGAAGUUGGAGUCGGAGACGAAGAUCCGCGAUGCAACGCGCUCCCUCAGUCGAUUGGCGUCCAAGAAAGGCAUUAGGCACACGAGGGGUCUAAGCAGCAAGGGCAGUGAUGGAGCCCAGGAGCACGAUGUCCAGUCGCAAGAGGGACUGGAUGUAAGCAACAAGAAGGUCGAGGAACUCAUCCGAGACUUGCUGGAAAUCGAAUCUCGCAUGCGCAUGAUUGAUAUGCAGCUGCUGAUGCAUACCGCCGCUGUACUCCAGCUAACGCACAAGGGCCCCAAAAGCCGCAUCGAGAACUCAGCCAUGUCGGACGAGGUAUCUCGAAGACCAGACAGCCCAGCCAGCCUGAACGCAUAUGAGUUUGGCCGGGGAAACGGCACUCGAGGCGAGGGUGACUUCGACGAACGCAGCUUUUACAGGUCGCCAGAGAAUCUCGACAGUCUCAUGAAUGUGCUACAAAACGGGACCUACCACCACUCUCCACCUACUGAGCGCCAGGAACCAGCCCUGACCUCGACGGCAAAGCGUCUCGAAGAAAUGAAUGAGAAGCUGCGGACGCUCAUUGUCCAAGUCAGUCCGGAACAGGAACGUGAAUAUGCUCUCCCACCACUAGCACUCGAGGGUGUCCCGGACGCUGCGACCGUAGAUCGCCAGCUCGACUUUCUCGAUGAAGGCCUCCGUAGCAUUAGCGCUGAGCAUGCCAACAUGCACAAGAAGUCGAGGCACUCGUCGAGCGAGGUGGAAGGUCGUCUCGGGGGCAUCAACAAUCAGCUGUACGCCGUACUGAGUCGGACGAAUGCUGAAGGCGCCAAUCAAAUCCCACCUCCACCUGCUAUUACUGGUAGCGGCUCGACUGAACAACUUAGUUACCUGGAAGAUUCCUUCUAUAACCUCGAACAGGUUCACUACUCGCUGAGCAGCCAAAUUGAUGAGCUACAAUCGAAAGCCCCCAGCAACCCAGACUCGGAGCAAGCAGAGAAGUAUGAGACCACAUUGAUCGGCCUCUGGCAGAUUAUUCUAGCUGGUGAGGAGCAGGCACGGGAACGAAAACGAGAGCGUCGCCGUUUACUCGCAGAGGAUCCAGACGCGGACGAACAGCUGUCGCCUGAUGAAGAUUACAACGCCAACGAAUCUUUCUCGCUACCUGCUUUCUCAGCAAAGGUACAAUGGCUAUUCAGCCGUGCUACCAGCCUCAAGGACAAGCAAUCGGUCCUGAUGCGACAGAUUAAACAGCAACGCGAGCUGAACAGCAAAUCAGAUGCUCAGAAAGAGGCUGAUUUCGAGCGGCUCAACGUGCAGGUCCUUAGCGCAAGGUCUGAAAAGAUGUCCAUGGAAGACGAGCUAGAGCGCGCAAUGAGCCAACUCCAACAGUUCGACGAGCCGAAGGCUCAGGCUGAGGCCCAAGCAAUGCGGGAGACACAAGAGCGUAACGCCGGGCUCGAGGCACAGCUUAUCAACAUGCAAGAACGUGCUAUGGCUUUCGAAACCGAACUCAAAGAAGCCAAGACACGUGCCACGGCUUAUGAGAACCAACUCAAGGACGUGCAGGAACAAGCCGUUAGUUAUCAGAAUCAGCUACGAGACGUUGAGCAACGGAGCACCACAUACGAAAAGGAACUCAAGGAUCACCAGGAGCGCAACACUGCGUUCAAUGUGCAAUCUCGUGAAGUCGAGGGACGUAGCGCUGCUUAUGAGGCUCAUGUUCGGGACGCACAAGAGCGCGCUAUUACCCUUGAGAAUAGCCUACGAGAAACUGAGAAUAACCUACGGGAAACCGAGAAUGAGCUACGAGAGACCCAAGACAGUGCUCGUGUCGAAUCCCUAACAAUUCAAGCCGAGCUCGCAGAGUCUGCGGAGAAGAUCAACCAAGCUGCAGCAGCACUCAUGAAAGUAACAGCUGAAAAGGAAGCUGCAGAGGCUCGAUCUCUGGACGCGACGAAUGCGCUCAACGCCAAAGAAGAAGAGUUCCGCAGUCUUGAAGGCGAAAUUGUGCGCCUCACCACCGAACUCACCUUCGCCAAAGCCGAGCUUGACGGUGCAUACGGCACUCGAGCCCAACGCGCGGCCGACUCUGCCGCGAAUCCGGCCAUCAAACGAGAGCUAGACGAGCUGAGCGACAGAAACCAGGCUCUCAGAGACGAAAUUGAAGCUCUCCGAAAAGUCCAAGACGCAGCCUCGCAAUCCGAAGCGGAAGCGCGCAACUCAGAGCGCAACCUCAAGGCUGAGCUCUCUGGUAUGGCCGGCGAAUAUGAAGCGCUCACUCGCGACGCUAUACAGAAUGAGAAAGAUCGGGAUGUGCUUGAGAGCCAGAUCGACAAGCUAAGAGAUGAGAAAGAGGCGCUAGAGCGCGAACUGAGUGACGAGAAGGUCAAAUGGCUGGGCGUCAGGAGUCCAGGGAUGCCGAAUGGCGGGGCCGGCCAGCUGGAUCUAGGGGCUACGAGUAUCCGGAUGCUAAGGGAAGAUUUCAGGAAGAUGAUGAGGGAUCGGACAUCGGAGGGACUCAAAGCACUUAGAACUGAACAAGAAGAGCGUCGCAAACUCGAAGCCCUGGUCCGUCAACUUCGGAAAGACGCGACUCCGCAGCGAUCGAAUUUGUCAAAGACCAUUGUCGCGCAACAUUGA
This is a messenger RNA of Cucurbitaria berberidis CBS 394.84, 3042 nucleotides long. RefSeq names its product involucrin repeat protein-like protein. Bases 1 to 3042 code for a protein of 1013 amino acids. NCBI's taxonomy places the organism in Eukaryota, Fungi, Ascomycota, Dothideomycetes, Pleosporales, Cucurbitariaceae. The transcript is spliced from 2 exons. The record is from RefSeq and is a predicted model, not a curated record.